UUGCUACAUUCACCAUAACUAUCGAAUUUCUUCAAUACUGUGUUUAAUUUCCUUUCUUCCCACUGUAGUUGGUGUCAUGCAAGAAUCUAUUCUCCCUGAGUAAAACUGAAAGAUAAUGGAAGACUGAUGAUCAGAGAAUUAUAAAUCUGAAAUUGAGCAUCACCAUCCUGAACAACAGAGCCUUGGCUGGCAUAAACUACUGAUACAGACAAAGGCACCAUCCACAAUAAUCAACUUCCUGCUUUUAUUUCAAUCGGACAAUCGUGAUUAGAAAAGCUCCUGUGGCAAAAUUCAAGGAAAUCUGAUAUAAAUGAGUAACAACUCAACAUGUUGUAUUCAACCAUCCAAGAUCUCUUACAUGGCUUUACCGAUCAUUUAUACCUUCCUUUGUAUCAUUGGUCUGUUUGGAAAUUCUCUCUCCCAGUGGAUAUUUUUAACAAAAAUAGCUAAGAAAACAUCAACACACAUCUACCUAGCACAUCUUGUGACUGCAAACUUACUUGUGUGCACUGCCAUGCCUUUCAUGGGUAUCUAUUUCCUGAAAGGUUUUCAGUGGGAAUAUCAUUCUCCACAAUGCAGGGUGGUCAAUUUUUUGGGAACUCUAUCCAUGCAUGUAAGUAUGUUUGUCAGCCUCUUAAUUUUAAGCUGGAUUGCCAUAAGCCGCUAUGCUACCUUAAUGAAAAAGGAUUCCACACAAGAGACCACUUCGUGCUACGAGAAAGUAUUUUACGGCCACUUACUGAAAAAAUUUCGCCAGCCCAACUUUGCCAGAAAACUAUGUGUUUACAUAUGGAUAGUUGUUCUAGGCAUAAUUAUUCCAAUUAUCAUAUACUACUCGGUUGAAGAGGCUACAAAAGGGGAAGAGACGAAGUGCUAUAAUUUACAGAUGGAACUAGGAGCUGAGAUCUCUCAGACUGCAGGCCUCAUUGGAACCACAUUUAUUGGGUUUUCAUUUUUAGUUGUCCUAACAUCAUACUACUCUUUUGUCAACCAUCUGAGAAAAAUAAGGACUUGUACAUCCAUUACAGAGAAAGAUCUGACUUACAGCUCUGUGAAAAGGCAUCUUUUGGUCAUUCAGAUUCUACUAAUAGUUUGCUUCCUUCCAUACAGUAUUUUUAAACCCAUUUUUUUUGUUGUAUACCAAAGAAUGGAGUGUCAGCAACUGAAUCACUUAAUUGAAAUAAAAAACAUCCUCACCUGCCUUGCAUCAGCCAGAAGCAGCACAGACCCCAUUAUAUUUCUUUUUUUAGAUAAAACAUUCAAGAAGACACUAUACAGUCUCUUUACAAAACCUGAUGCACCCCAUCUGCAACCCUCUGAUUGAUUUCUGAAU
Cervus elaphus (red deer) is the source of this 1333-nucleotide messenger RNA. RefSeq names its product G protein-coupled receptor 82 (gene GPR82). The coding region runs from base 311 to 1324 and encodes 337 amino acids. Gene Ontology annotation, molecular function: G protein-coupled receptor activity. The transcript has 3 exons. Gene Ontology annotation, biological process: G protein-coupled receptor signaling pathway. The record is from RefSeq and is a predicted model, not a curated record. Lineage: Eukaryota; Metazoa; Chordata; Mammalia; Artiodactyla; Cervidae. Gene Ontology annotation, cellular component: membrane.